This is a messenger RNA of Chinchilla lanigera (long-tailed chinchilla), 495 nucleotides long. It is a transcript of the gene Hcfc1r1, whose product is annotated as host cell factor C1 regulator 1 (XPO1 dependent). NCBI's taxonomy places the organism in Eukaryota, Metazoa, Chordata, Mammalia, Rodentia, Chinchillidae. The transcript has 3 exons. The record is from RefSeq and is a predicted model, not a curated record. Bases 16 to 366 code for a protein of 116 amino acids.
GGGACCCCAACCCCAAUGAUCCUGCAGCAGCCUCUGGAGCGGGCCUCCCUAGGUCUCGCCUUGCGGGCCACCUCGGGGGUGACUCGGGACCUGGACACCAGGGAGCCUUUGUACAAGCAGUUCCUGCUGGAGGAGAACAUGGCCAUCCACUUCUCCCGACUCAGCCUACAUAAUGACCACCCCUACUGCAGCACCUCCAUGACUUUCCCCCCUGCCCUGCCUCCACUCAGGAGCCCCUGCUCAGAAUUGCUUCUCUGGCGAUACCCUGGAAACCUGAUCCCAGAGGCCCUCCGGCUGCUGAGGUUAGGGGAUACCCCCAACCCCCACUUUGGUGCAACCUCAGCUGGGGACAUAAUCAAGCUCUGAACCUUGGUGGACAAUGACUUCUCCUCACCUUCUUGCCUGCUACAAGACCAACCUCAGCUGGGCAUGGUGGCGCACACCUGUAAUCCCAGCAUUGGAGAGGCUGAGGCAGGAGGAUGACUGCAGGUGUGA